AUGGCCGAAGUUUCCAGGAAAAAGGUCCACUUAAAACAUGCAAAAAGAAGGCUUGAGGCUCUCAAUUUCUUGACUAACAUUUCACUCGACGGCACUCUACCUUCGCAAGAACAACCUGAAAAACUUAGCAAAGAUUCGAAUAAAUUUGAUGUGGAGAAUGGCACCGAUUUUGGGACCAAAUAUCCGGAGAAUUCUCGCAGCGAGAAAGACGCUGCAACUGGAGCGACAUCUACCGCGACAGGCACGGGGCUGAAUCAAGUUAGGUCUGCGGUGGACACACCCAAUAGUAGCAUGGGGAAUCGAACUCGAUCCCGAAGUAGGAGAACUUCUGGUGGUGAAAAGAGUCCCCCUUUUAGCUCUUACAAACAUGAUUCACCCUUUUAUCAUUCGAGCAGUAGUUUUUCAGGGACCAGUUCCCAUGAAUACUCCAAGAGGCGUCUCUUUCACCAUCAGCAGUCGACUGACUUCUCAGGCUCGCUCACGCUGGUGGCGGAGGGAGAGACCUGUAUGCUGCCCUCUAACCAGGCCCAGUGCUAUAUCGAGUCUCCCAAAGAGCGAUCCCCGCCCGCGGGAUUCCAGAUUCCAGUGGCUAAAACAUUCCGUCAGCGCAUGUGCAAAAAUGAAAGAAUGUUGCUUGUUACGCCCAACCAUUCACCCUUCGUGAUGUACUCUCUCUUGCCAUACACCAGACGAAGUCAGCUUGGAAUCUACAGGAAGAAUUCUGAAGCUGGGACUUUUAUACGGACGAGACGUACGUCAGGGAGCAAACCACUGACAGUGCGAAGCGAUGAUUUUCUGGCCACACUAGAUGGGGUGGAGCUUGGUGUUGAAGGCACGGUAAGCAACCAAAACAGAUAUAUAAAAUGA
Strongylocentrotus purpuratus (purple sea urchin) is the source of this 867-nucleotide messenger RNA. RefSeq lists its product as uncharacterized. The transcript is spliced from 4 exons. Lineage: Eukaryota; Metazoa; Echinodermata; Echinoidea; Camarodonta; Strongylocentrotidae. Gene Ontology annotation, biological process: regulation of cell cycle. The record is from RefSeq and is a predicted model, not a curated record. The coding region runs from base 1 to 867 and encodes 288 amino acids.